Messenger RNA from Pocillopora meandrina, 594 nucleotides. The record is from the annotation of a GenBank genome assembly. NCBI's taxonomy places the organism in Eukaryota, Metazoa, Cnidaria, Anthozoa, Scleractinia, Pocilloporidae.
AUGUUUCAAAAAAUAAGGGAUGUGUUAUGCCUGACUCCUUUUUCAGGUGAGUCCUACAUAUGGGGAGCCUUAAGAGGUUGUGGUAUUUUUAUUCAACGAUGGAAAAUAUGGCAAGUUUUGCAGGCUAUUGAUCCUGUUAAUUGUGCAAUUAGGUGAAGCUCGCCAAUUCGGCAUCACCUGUAUAGUGUCAAGAAACCAAAUCACCUUGCAAAUAACCUUGCAAACACAGUAUUGCAUUGCUUUGUUAAUGGUACUCAAGAAUUUGGGCUCCCUUUCUGUGUUCGAGGUGACAGAGGAGUUGAAAAUGUUGAUGUGGCUAGUUUUAUAAUUCAGAACAGGUGGCUCAAUAGGGGAAGUUUAUCUGUGGUCGCAGUGUUCAUAACCAGAGAAUUGAACGUCUAUGGGCAGAAGUCAACAGAGUGGUAUCUGUCUUUUACAGAGACCUCUUUGUUUUCAUGGAAGAGGAUGGUAUUCUUGAUUCAACCAAUGAACAGGAUAUAUUUGCCCUCCAUUAUGUUUAUUUGCCAUCCAUACAGGCUUCUCUGGAUGAAUUUAUCCACCAGUGAAUUACCAUGGUUUAUGUACUAUGAGUAA